AUGGCUUCUCCACAAGCCUACGACAAUCCUGUUCUUGAAGGCCUGGCUUCAAAUAUUCCCGCGAAUCUGGGGUGUUACAUGAUUGGAUGCGUACUCAACCUUAUUCUGAUGGCCAUUCUUGGGAUGCAAGGGCUUGAUUAUUACAGUGACUUCCCCAACGACUCCACCCUCAACAAGAGCAUAGUUGGAUUUCUUAUGGUGGCCGGGCUUUUCCAGAGUGCUUGUUUUUUCGAGAUGCUCUGGACACCGCUAAUCAGUGGCUUUGGUGAUCUCAAAGUGUGGAACAACAGUUCAUGGACAUGGUGGAGCGAGCCAGUGGUCUCCUCUAUCAUCUCCGUCGUCUGUCAGUCGUUCUUUUUGAACCGCUGCUGGAGAGUGACGCGGAGCUACAUCGUUGUAGUGGUAGCCGUUACGGGUAUGACGAUAGCGCUCGCAUUUGGUAUCGCUUGUACCUAUUUCCUAUCGGAGUUCGUCCUCUUCACGGAGUCAAAUCGUAUCCAGAGCAAGAUCUGUGCCAGUUCGUGGUUAGCGUUUUCCACUGCCACGGACAUCUGGAUAUCACUUUUCCUCGUUAUUCAUCUGCUGCGCGAGCGUCGCAGACUCAAUUUCAACAGCACAGAGAUGAUUCUCGGCUCUAUACUCAACUUCACAAUGAAGACUGCGGCUUUUACUUCGGUCUGGGUGACAAUCAAUCUAAUCCUUUACGCGGGUGUCACACACAACUUCGCGUGGUCUAUUUUUCAAUUCAACUUUGGUAAGAUCUACAGUAUCUCAGUAUUAUACACACUCUUGUCGAGAAUUGACGUGAGAAAGAUACUAUCUGUUCACAACGUGCAAGUCAGUUCGAGCAGGGGGAGAUCGGGCGAGGCAGGCCAAGGACAGUCAGCAAUACACAUACGCACAGAGGUGGAGCGUGAGUAUGAGAUGGACGAUAAGCUUUCUGCGACUGUUUCUCCGGGGCUUGACAGGGCACCGUCGGCCGACACGGAAUUGGGGGUGAGCCAUAAAGGCGCAGGUCUCCAAGAUAGUAUUGUGGACGACGAUCGCUCUACUAGGGCGUUGCGUUUCAAUGGUAAUUCAUAUUAA
Wallemia ichthyophaga EXF-994 is the source of this 1086-nucleotide messenger RNA. RefSeq lists its product as uncharacterized. The coding region runs from base 1 to 1086 and encodes 361 amino acids. The transcript is spliced from 6 exons. The record is from RefSeq and is a predicted model, not a curated record. Lineage: Eukaryota; Fungi; Basidiomycota; Wallemiomycetes; Wallemiales; Wallemiaceae.